Messenger RNA from Pocillopora damicornis (cauliflower coral), 1842 nucleotides. RefSeq names its product purine nucleoside phosphorylase LACC1. The record is from RefSeq and is a predicted model, not a curated record. Gene Ontology annotation, molecular function: copper ion binding. Lineage: Eukaryota; Metazoa; Cnidaria; Anthozoa; Scleractinia; Pocilloporidae.
CUUAGGAACGCAACUUUAAACGGAAUGCAGUGGGAUCUUCAGAUUUGUCGCGAUUGAACUGUUUCUUUAAUAGACGAGGAUCUCCAAAUAGAGAAUAUGGCAGAGGCUGAUACACCCAGUGACAUAAUUGUUGUUCUUGGCUGCAGGACCAGUGAAGAUGGUACCCCUUCAGAGAUGUUAAAGUCUAGAGUGCAUCGAGCAGCUGAGCUGUACACUUCAUUACAACAAAAAAAUAUUGACUGUCGAGUCGUUGUUACAGGAUAUUGUGCACAAGAUCAGGUUGUGACAGAAGCAAGUGCCAUAGAAAAAUAUGCGGUAGAAAACAAUCUUAUUGAUCCAAAACAUAUAAUCAAGGAGGAACAAGCAAGCAGCACAGCAGAAAAUUCUUAUUACAGUCGCAUUAUUAUAGAUCAGUUUGGUGCCAGUAAUGUCCAUGUUGUCACAACACAGUUGCACAUGGAAAGAGCAAAGAAAUUUUUUGAAAGGCUCUACUCACCAGAAGUUUACAACAUAAAUUACUAUGAGUGCACACAUGAGAUGAAUGAUGAAGAGAAGAAACAUGUGGAAGACAGAGAAGAAAGUUUAUUUCCCUUAAUAGAUGAGCACAUCAAAAUAAUAAUGCCCAAACUUACACUGCCUGAUGGAAAAAUGAUAGAAAUUCUUCAUUCAUCAUUGGUUCCAACAGAUGUGUUCAAUCAUGGUUUUACAACAAGAUAUGGUGGUGUCUCAACCUACAACACAUUAUCCUCUCUCAACUUGAUGUACAGUGACAAAAGAAGAGAUCCAGACAUCAACGUCCAGGAAAAUCGUCGUAGACUUGCCUUGACUGCAAGAUUCAACCCUGAGAAAUUUCGUGUGGCUAAAUGUGUUCAUGGGGCUGAUGUGUGGGUGAUUGGAGAUCCACAACCAGACAGCUAUGAUGCCUUAGUAACUGAUAACAGGCAGUUCACAUUGGCUGCUCCAGGUGCUGACUGUCCUGUGGUGCUGUUUUGUGAUCCAGUGAAAAAGGUUUGUGGUGCUGCUCAUUCUGGGUGGCGUGGAACAUUAGCCAUGAUUGGUGCUGCUGUUGUUGAUGUAAUGUUGACAAGGUUUGAAUGUAAAGUAAAAAAUAUUCAAGUUGCUAUUGGACCCUCAAUCGGCCCUUGCUGCUUCGAAGUUGGGGAGGAAGAGGCUGAAAAAUUUGCUGAGGCAUUCAAUGAUAGUGUUGUGGUGCGAAAGGAUGGUUCACCACGCCCAUUUAUUGAUCUUCGCCUUUCCAUUAGAAUGCAACUUGAGAAAAAAGGAGUGCUUCCAAAGAACAUUGAUGAUAAUACAAGAGCAACUGAUGAUGCCUCAAAAUCUCAGCACCCAACCCAAUGUACAAGUUGUGACCCCCAGCAAAGAUUCUUCUCAUUCCGACGAGAUGGUAGCCAGUAUGGAACACAAGUUGCUUUUAUCAGCCUCAGAGAAUCAGAUGAUUCUGCCUGUAACAUUUUAUAAUUUACUCGAUCAAUUAAUGAACUGGGUGGGAAUUUUUGCCACAUUAAAACUAUUGUAAAAAUUGGAUAGUGCAUAUGAGAGGUCAAAUAUAAGGAAAAAAAGGAAAGCAUGAAUUCUUUUUUUUUUUAAUUAGUGUGUGCAUUUAAUAAAUUGUAGUUGUCAUAUUCUGCUGUCAGAAUACAGCCAACUCAUGAAUGAAAGCUCCCAAGGAGUCUUGGACAAUUAACCCCCUAAUUCACAACCCUAAAUAUAUCAUUGAGACAAAGGGGGUAUUUACCUCUUCACGAUACUCUACUCUGCUUUACCUUAUGUAAUUUUUUUUUCCUUUCAUUCUAAAACUGGUAUGUACAUUUAACCCUUUAA